This is a messenger RNA of Pimephales promelas (fathead minnow), 2344 nucleotides long. It is a transcript of the gene nyx, whose product is annotated as nyctalopin. Lineage: Eukaryota; Metazoa; Chordata; Actinopteri; Cypriniformes; Leuciscidae. The record is from RefSeq and is a predicted model, not a curated record. Gene Ontology annotation, molecular function: protein binding.
AUCCAUUCAUAUUUUCACUUGGAGCGAAGCGGUACAGACAUGUAAUCAUGUUGGGGAAACUUCUGUAUGUGCUUUUAUCAGCUGUCAGAGCAGGAGAACCUUUACUGAACAUGCUUGGCAACUGAGAGAAACCAGUGAUGCGCUCCAUCUUUAUUGUUGUGUAUUUCCUCCUCCUUCCCCCUCACGCCCUGUCCCUGUGGGCCUGCACUCGCUCCUGCCCACCCAGUUGCACGUGUACUCAGGAGAAGAGCUGCAGCGUCCUGUGCGACCACGUCAACAUGAUGGACCUGCCCAAAGAGUUCCCAUGCGAGGCGUCCUCCAUCAACCUGGACAAGAACAGCCUAAAGUUUCUGUCCGAGCGAGCCUUUGGAACCCUGCCUUCACUUAAGAAACUCUCUCUUGACCACAACAACAUCUCCUUCAUCACGCCUGGAGCAUUUAAAGGGCUGCCCAACCUGGUGGAGCUCAAGAUGGCCCACAACGAGUACAUCCGAUACCUGCACACUCGCACCUUCACGGGACUCAAACGCUUGGUGCGCUUGGACAUUUCCGACUGUAACCUGUUCAACAUGCCAGACCGGAUCUUCCUGGAGCAAAUCACCCUGAAAGAACUGCUGUGUUUCCAAAACAACUUCCGACGCAUCACUGGUGCCCUCCGAGGGAUGGAAAACCUCACGCACGUUUACUUGGAGCGCAACAAGAUCGAAGCGGUGGCCUACAACUCUUUGCUGGGCCUGAGCAACCUCAAGUACCUCAACUUACAGGAGAAUCGCAUAAACGUGAUACAUGACGAGGCCUUCAAAGAUCUAGUGCGUCUGGAGAACUUCUACCUGAACGAUAAUCUGUUGGUCGACUUGCCACAGCAGGCUUUCAAGGGCCUGAGCAACUUAAAAAUGUUGAAUCUGGGUGGGAACCUGAUAACCAACAUCUCCAGAACAUGGUUCAGUGACCUGGUGCAGCUGGAGGUCUUGUACCUGGAUCGAAACCGCCUGUCCUAUAUCGAGGACGGCUCCUUUGAGAACCUGACGAGCCUCAUCACGCUGCACCUCAACAGCAACAAUCUGACGUCUCUGCCCUUCUCCGUCUUCCAGCCCAUCUAUUUAAUCGGCCGCCUGUAUCUCUUUCGAAACCCCUGGGAGUGCACCUGCGACCUGGAGUGGUUGAAGGAGUGGAUGGAGAGCUAUAAGUUGGUGAGGGACAUCCCAUGUGCAUCCCCGUCCUCAGUAGCCGGCUUGGACCUGAGCGAAGUUGUCUACAUCCACCUGAAUGGCACCUGUCUGGAUCCUCCAGAGCUCAACCUGACCACAUCUCUUCCGGACUACCCUACCAUGGAGAACAAGUUCAACAGCCUCAUCUCCAAGCUGCUACAGCAGGAAGUGAUGGAUGAGAUGGUCAACGCCACGGACGGUUUGAGGAACGGCACCCAACAGGACCCCGCCGAGAGUCAGGUUUCUUCUGGACAUGGAUUGUUCAGUGCUGCUCAGACUGUGUUUUUUCUUGUGUUUCUUUUUCAAGCCCAGAUUGCCUGCGUUAACGCCUCUUGAGAGUCUGAGGAAUUCUGAAAGGGGUUGAAGCGCAUUCAAGAGUGGAAGUAUUUUCCCAGUAGCUGAAUGGGAAAUGUUUGGAUUUAAGGCUGUGAUAAAACAUUUGAGCAGUGCGUUAAAAAUUAUAUUUGGCUGAUGUAAUAGAGUUGGAGAUCAUCGUCUCUUUAAAUGAAUGGAAACUAGUUUGAAAGGACCAGUCAAGGACCUUGAAUUGUGUUAAGCCAAUGAGACUGCAAGAGACUUUUUGUACAAAUUAAAGGCGAGACCUGCAACUAGUGGCACAAACGUUUUUGUGUCCUUUUUUAUCUCAAUUUGAUUUAAAACACAUCUUUAUAAUGCAUUUAUAUAUGAAUACGUUUAUACGUUCUGUUGCGUAACUUUGAAACAUUUGUUUUGUAGGAGAUUUAUCUGAUAAAGCUUCUCACUAUCUUUUCACCAGAUGGCAUAACACACUGUCCUCUUUUGUUUGGUUCAUUAAACUGGGUAAGUUUCCAGUUCUGGAAAAUGCAUUAGUCUUCCUCUUCCAUAAAGCUUAAGUGCACUCUGUAACAUAAGCUGCUUCAUAUUGUAACCAAAUGAAUUGGCUUUAUCAUGCUCGUUUUACUGUUAUGAACAUAUUUUCUAUAUAUGGAAAGGAAUACGCAUUGGAUGAUGCAGGAAUCAUGAGUUUCUGAGCGGUGCAUGCGAUUUCUAAAGAACCCUUUUAAUUUACCUGAAUUUUGUUCAUUUGUGAUUAAUGCUUUGAAUAAACAAAGAUCAUUGCAAAUGACUAGUAACUAAAAUGACAAAGCAUAAUUUUA